AUGGAACGAGCGUAUGGCUGGCUCUACGACAGUUGUAAUGGCAACGAAUUAAUCAUUAAUGUUGUUGCUGGGAAUAUAAUUCUAUCCACGUUUUUCUACAUCUUCAACUCGAUAUUCGUGCUCGUUGACGUUUUCGAACCUUCCUGGAGCAGAGCAUUUAAAGUGCAACAGGAUAAAAAGCCAUCACCCUCAAAAUAUGUUGAGGCGAUCAAACUCAUCCUUUUUAAUCAGGUGGUUGCCGGAACCAUCACCAUUGCUGCAUUUCACUAUCCGAUGAAGUUGACAGGAGUAUCAUUUGGUAAGGAGUUACCCGGGAUAACCAAUGUUUUGCCUCAAGUCUUGUUCUGUAUUCUCGUAGAAGAAAUUGGUUUCUACUAUUCACACAGACUUUUCCAUCAUCCAAAGAUUUAUAAAAAUAUCCAUAAAAUUCAUCACGAGUGGACCACACCUGUUUCCAUAACAAGCAUUUACUGCCACCCUAUUGAGCAUGCUCUAUCAAACUUAACUCCUGUGCUGUUAGGUCCAACACUUUGCGGUGCACAUGUGACAACACUUUGGAUUUGGGCAUGUAUUGCUGUUAUGUCCACUACGUUUUCACAUUCUGGAUAUCACUUCCCAUUUCAACCAUCUCCAGAAGCUCAUGACUACCAUCACAAAGUAUUUAAUGAAUGUUUCGGUGUUCUUGGGAUCCUGGACCAUCUCCACGGUACUGCAACGAAUUUCGAAAAUUCGGUCUACUACAAGCGGCACAGAACAUACUUUUCUUUGAAACCUAUCAAAGAAAUCUAUCAAGAAAAAGAGAGUUAG
Messenger RNA from Necator americanus (New World hookworm), 807 nucleotides. RefSeq lists its product as uncharacterized. Gene Ontology annotation, biological process: sterol biosynthetic process. The transcript has 9 exons. NCBI's taxonomy places the organism in Eukaryota, Metazoa, Nematoda, Chromadorea, Rhabditida, Ancylostomatidae. Gene Ontology annotation, cellular component: endoplasmic reticulum membrane. The record is from RefSeq and is a predicted model, not a curated record. Gene Ontology annotation, molecular function: iron ion binding; C-4 methylsterol oxidase activity. Bases 1 to 807 code for a protein of 268 amino acids.